Nezara viridula (southern green stink bug) is the source of this 1721-nucleotide messenger RNA. Lineage: Eukaryota; Metazoa; Arthropoda; Insecta; Hemiptera; Pentatomidae. The record is from the annotation of a GenBank genome assembly.
AGGCUACCUGAGCAUGGUGAUGGCCGGCGUGUCGAUGACAUGGCCAUCUCCACUGACCGCCUGGUACUACUCCAAGGACAGCGAGGUACCAAUGACAGAACACGAGGUAUCCUGGAUGGUGUCGAUUGUGGCUAUCGGAGCGGGAGUAGCAUCUAUACCAUGUGGAAUGCUUGCUGAUGUAUUCGGUCGGAAAACUAUCCUUCUUGCGACGGGGAUCACAUCAGCGAUCAGCUGGCUCUUGAUCAUGAUGACCAGAUCCAAAUGGGCGCUGUACGUCGCUCAGGUCCUGGGCGGUAUAGUCCUGGGUGGAGCGCCCAGUGUUGCUCCCAUCUACAUCUCGGAAAUCUCACCACCCCAAAUCAGAGGAGCCAUCGUCGGCCAGCUCAACACCAUGUUCUUCGUCGGCCAACUGCUGGUCUAUGCUGUCGGGCCCCUACUUUCCUACACUAAUUACAUAAGGGUCUGCUCAUCCAUACCGAUAUUCUUCUUCAUCUUCUUUGGGUUCGCCCCUGAGUCACCUUACUACCUGAUGAGCAAGGGACGAGACGAGGAAGCCAAGGAUUGCAUGACCAAGUUGCGUGGUAAGGAUUCCUUAGCGGAGCUGGAAUUGGCCAAGAAAGAGUCAUUGGAGAAGACAUCGGUGGAAAAAACCUCGAUAUGGGAAAUGUUGAAGACAGAAAAUCAUAUAAAGAAUAUGAUAUGCCUUCAGAUUCUCAGCGGUGUGAGCAUGUUCAAUGGAUCAUGUGCUUUGUCGGUGUACGCAGUUGAGUUCUUGGGCGGUCAAUGGGUGGCCAUUGAGAUGGGUGCAGUAUUCGUCGUAUCUUCCUUCUUGGCCGCAUUCCUGGCCGAUCCUAUAGGGCGGAGGCCACUCCUCGUGUCCUCGUUGAUCGGCGCUGCCAUUUUCACAUCAGUCCUCGCCGCAUACUUUAUAUGCUUCGAGAAGGCUCUUCUCUACGUCGGAUUGUUUGGCUUCUGCUUCAUCACUUCCGUCGGAAUCAACCCCUUCAUAAUGACUCUGCCUUCCGAGCUGUUCCCAACAAGCCUGCGUGCCUUCGCCAAUGGGCUCACCCAGCUCACUACUGGCUUUCUGGGCUUCGUCUGUAUAAAGCUUUUCGUAAAUAUAAACGAAACCUUUGGUGUGACAUACAACUUUAUUCUCUACACCAUCAUCUCACUCAUCGGCGCUGUGGCAGGCUACCUUCUGCCGGAGACGGCUAAGUCAGUUAUAAGUGCCUCUUGAAUAUUUUUUAAGCAUACGAACGUACCUUGAAAAGAGGUUAUAAUCCUUAAGUCAUAACUCAGUAUUGCAAUUACGAAUAUUGCCCAACUCAUUUUAUUAUAAGAUAGAAUAGCGUGUUUAUUGUGUAUAUAUUUACGUAUUUUAAUGAACCAUAAGUUUUAGCAAUUAAGAUGUAAAAUUUAAACAAGUACCUGUAAGCAGUGACAUUCAUAACGAUCCUCGUGCUAGAUACGUGUUUUGAUAGAAAUAAUUGAUAUUUUUAAUACAUUUAAUUGGGUCAAAGACCAAGGUUCCUCUCAAAAAUUUUUAUGUUUGCCACUGCAUGUUUAAUAAUAUUCUUUUAACAUGUAAUUAACUUAGUACAAGACCUGAUUAAAACCUUAACUGUCAAUAAUAGGAUUGUAUCAGGUGUUUUAAAAUGCAUGUAAAUGUUUAAAAAAAAAAUGUUAAACAGUUACUGUUAAAAAUUAUUGUUCAAUGU